Molecule: messenger RNA, 881 nt
Organism: Medioppia subpectinata
Lineage: Eukaryota; Metazoa; Arthropoda; Arachnida; Sarcoptiformes; Oppiidae
Source: the annotation of a GenBank genome assembly
CAGUGUUUGAGCCAAUACUGCGAAAUGUCAAUACGCGAGGGAAAGGUAGCGUUGAUCGCGUGUCCGGACGGCUCGUGUCCAGAGCACGACACCAAAGCCAACGUGAUAUCCGCCCGAGAGAUACAACUGCUGGUCGCCAAAGACAUGUAUGAGGCCUAUAAACGGUAUCGACUCAAUUGGAUGAUCGAGAGGGACCCGACCCGCACCUGGUGUCCCACUCCUAACUGCGAGACCGUAUGCCAUAUAAAGCCGCCCAAACAGCACAAGGAUAGCAAGAAACCCAUACCUGUCCACUGUUCCACCUGCAAUAAAACGUUUUGCUCGUCGUGUCGUCGGGGCUGGCAUUUGGGCGUCGACUGCAAAAAGUUUAACGCACACGAAGAUGUUUUACUAAACGAGUCGUCGUCGCCAAUCAAACGGUGCCCGAAGUGUUGUAUAUUGAUUGAGAGGGACGAGGGGUGCGCUCAGAUCAUGUGCCGUAACUGUAAGCACGUGUUUUGCUGGUACUGUUUGGCGUCGCUCGAGGAUGACUUUCUGUUGCGACACUACGACAAAGGGCAGUGUAAGGACAAGUUGGGUCACUCCCGGGCGUCGGUCAUAUGGCACCGGACACAAGUGGUGGGCAUAUUCGCCGGCUUCGGCCUAUUGAUACUAUUGGCCUCACCCAUGUUCAUAUUGGCCGCCCCCUGCCUCCUAUGUUGUCGCUGUAACUCGUGGUAUAAGUCGGACGCCGAUCACGACCCCGUCUCCGGCGAAGACUUUGAUCCGGCCAUCAGUAGCAGCGAUAUUGGCGUCAAAAGUGAUUCAAUAUUAUAGUGAAAUAUAUAAUGUAUACAAAAUUUAAUUGUUUUUUAAAAAACAUGUCGAUAAAUAUACACAAA